AUGGCGGUUGCCGGGGGUAUAGGUCUUACGCUCACUCCAAACGGGAAUAUCCAGCUCGCAAAUUUAACCUUCCUUAACCCCGACGGCCAUUCGAGGUCCUUUUCCGACGAUGCCGGCGGGUACGGCCGAGGCGAGGGUGCUAGCAUCCUCAUUCUAAAGCGAUUAGAUAAGGCUUUAAGGGAGGGAGAUCCCAUUCGUGCUGGAACGGGGACUCCAGCAGGCGAUCCCCUUAAGGCUGGGGCCAUUUACAGGACGAUUGGAUCAAGUGCCACAAAAUCGCGAAAACUUUUAAUUGGGAGUUUUUUAUUUAAAACGAACUCCAAAAUACGCUCGGCUAACAUUUUAAACCGGGGGCUUAAAAUUAGGUAUCUCGAAGCUGCUGCCGGUGUCGCGGGUAUAAUCAAGGGAAUAUUAAGGAUGGAAAAUGGUCUUAUACCGCCCAAUAUUUACUUUAACAAGCCCAAUCCAGCCAUCCUAUGGAAGGAAUGGAACAUGAAAGUACCCAGCAAAUUAACGCCAUGGCCUGUGUGCAAAACAAAACGGAUGAGCGUCAGCGGUUUUGGCAUGGGCGGCACCAACGGGCAUAUCGUGCUCGAAUCCUUUAAUCCCAACAACUGGACCGAUAUAUUGCCAGCAAACGGCGUAUCACGCGUGGAUCCCAGCAGCAAAAAAAGACUUUUCGUUUUUAGCAGCCACGACCAGGCAGGUUUUAAACGCAUCGCCGAAAAGCUCGUCGGACAUUUGGACGGUUUUGGUCCCGCCGCGUCGAGCCCAGGAUUCCUGGCGAAUAUAAGCUACACUUUGGCCACGGCGAAAUCUGGUUUAACAUAA
Pyricularia grisea is the source of this 831-nucleotide messenger RNA. RefSeq lists its product as uncharacterized. Gene Ontology annotation, biological process: fatty acid biosynthetic process; secondary metabolite biosynthetic process. Gene Ontology annotation, molecular function: fatty acid synthase activity. The transcript is spliced from 3 exons. NCBI's taxonomy places the organism in Eukaryota, Fungi, Ascomycota, Sordariomycetes, Magnaporthales, Pyriculariaceae. The record is from RefSeq and is a predicted model, not a curated record. Bases 1 to 831 code for a protein of 276 amino acids.